AUGGCAGACCAAUCAGAGGUGUGGUCGAUAGAGCAUUUGGUUCCUGGCGGCAGAUCUCCUGCGCUGUGCAACCUGGACAAAGAGCUUGUGUUGUUUGCUCUGUUUGCUCUGUUUGCUCUGUUUGCUCUGUUUGCUCUGUUUGCUCUGUUUGCUCUGUUUGCUCUGUUUGCUCUGUUUGCUCUGUUUGCUCUGUUUGCUCUGUUUGCUCUGUUUGCUCUGUUUGCUCUGUUUGCUCUGUUUGCUCUGUUUGCUCUGUUUGCUCUGUUUGCUCUGUUUGCUCUGUUUGCUCUGUUUGCUCUGUUUGCUCUGUUUGCUCUGUUUGCUCUGUUUGCUCUGUUUGCUCUGUUUGCUCUGUUUGCUCUGUUUGCUCUGUUUGCUCUGUUUGCUCUGUUUGCUCUGUUUGCUCUGUUUGCUCUGUUUGCUCUGUUUGCUCUGUUUGCUCUGUUUGCUCUGUUUGCUCUGUUUGCUCUGUUUGCUCUGUUUGCUCUGUUUGCUCUGUUUGCUCUGUUUGCUCUGUUUGCUCUGUUUGCUCUGUUUGCUCUGUUUGCUCUGUUUGCUCUGUUUGCUCUGUUUGCUCUGUUUGCUCUUCUGCUUUGCAGGUUUCCAGUGCCACCUGUGUUGGACAAGAAUAAUAUAUCAACUGACUACACCCACUUGUACCCUUAUCUUCCUGUCAUCCAAGCAUCCAAGCAUCUCACAGCCAUAACUUUCAUCGAGAAUCCUUACCUUCUCGCGGCGCUGCCACACCGAUUGCCGGAAAACUCCACCUCUCCCAUACCUUUCUUUCACAUGGUUGAACGACUGAAAUGCGAGAAGCGCGAAGGAUGGCGGCGUUUUGGCAUUAGAGAUGGCGAAUCGAUAGCAGACCAUAUGUACAGAAUGUCCAUCAUGACCAUGUUGGCUCCUCCUGCCCUGUCAUCACGACUGGAUAUACCUCGAUGCACGAAGAUGGCUCUGGUUCACGAUAUGGCUGAAGCAUUGGUUGGCGACCUGACUCCAGUAGACAAUGUCCCGAAAGUCGAGAAGAGUAGAAGAGAGGCAGAAACCAUGGACUACUUAUGCAACAGCUUAUUGGGGAAGGUACAUGGAGGUGAGAACGGCGCAAGCAUACGGAAGAUCUGGCAGGAGUAUGAAGACAGCGAGACGGCUGAAAGCCACUUUGUCCAUGAUGUUGAUAAGGUGGAGUUGAUGCUGCAAAUGGUGGAGUACGAACGCGCACACGAUACGACGCUCGAUCUUUCGGAAUUUUCUUGGGUGCAUGACAGGCUCAUCUUACCGGAGAUGAAGGAAUGGGGGCAAGAGAUACUUGUUGAGAGGAGGCGGUUGUGGGAGAACAAACAAGUGACACCAAAGGAGCCAAAAGAAGUGAAGACGCUCCAAGAGCAACAGGACCAGUAUUACGGUGAGAGUAAUGGCAAAGCUGUAUAG
Endocarpon pusillum Z07020 is the source of this 1428-nucleotide messenger RNA. RefSeq lists its product as uncharacterized. The record is from RefSeq and is a predicted model, not a curated record. Gene Ontology annotation, molecular function: 5'-deoxynucleotidase activity. The coding region runs from base 1 to 1428 and encodes 475 amino acids. Lineage: Eukaryota; Fungi; Ascomycota; Eurotiomycetes; Verrucariales; Verrucariaceae. Gene Ontology annotation, cellular component: cytoplasm. The transcript is spliced from 2 exons.